Penicillium cosmopolitanum is the source of this 387-nucleotide messenger RNA. RefSeq lists its product as uncharacterized. Bases 1 to 387 code for a protein of 128 amino acids. NCBI's taxonomy places the organism in Eukaryota, Fungi, Ascomycota, Eurotiomycetes, Eurotiales, Aspergillaceae. The record is from RefSeq and is a predicted model, not a curated record. The transcript has a single exon.
AUGAGACGAGCAGUCCAUACCACAAUCCAAAACCUAGCCAACAAUAUAAAUGCUGCCUUCGUCGCCUCCUCCUAUCCAGAUAUGUUUGACCGGGUCCAACACGAACUCGACCAGUUAAUGCCCUCCCUCGGAAUUGCGGUCGCAAAAUAUCCCGAAUUCAAAAAAGACGACCAAUAUUUUCCUGCACUAAAGAAAGAGUUUCAGCAAUGUCAAGAGGUCCUGAACGACCUGCAGGAGUUGCAAAAAUACUAUGAUGACCUCCCAUCCCACUCCAGAGUUGCAUGGGAACGCACUGGAAUAGGCGCAAGCAGUCUGACCGGGAUGCAAGCCCGAAUCACAUCUUCGAGGCAAACAUUCACGAUGCUGAAUACGCAGUUGAUUAGGUGA